Lotus japonicus is the source of this 3433-nucleotide messenger RNA. RefSeq lists its product as uncharacterized. Lineage: Eukaryota; Viridiplantae; Streptophyta; Magnoliopsida; Fabales; Fabaceae. The coding region runs from base 1943 to 2797 and encodes 284 amino acids. The record is from RefSeq and is a predicted model, not a curated record. Gene Ontology annotation, molecular function: cysteine-type peptidase activity. The transcript is spliced from 12 exons. Gene Ontology annotation, biological process: proteolysis.
CUUAUGAAUUUGGGGUUUUGGGGUAUUGAGGUUUUGGGGUAUUGAUGUAUUGAGGUUUUGGGGUUUUGGGGUAUUGGUUUGGUAUGGUGUUUCGUUUCGGUUUUAGGGGUGAUUCCGAAAGAGGGUUACAUUAAUUUAGGGAUUCUCUCUUUAUUUGUAAUUGGAUUCCUGGGUGGGGUUUUCGUGUGGGAAUAUGCCUUGAAUAUGUAUUGAUAUAUACUUUGUUGCAAUGUUGUUUGGGGUGUAUGCUGAUUUGGGAAAAUCAUAUCAAAUUUUUUUAUUGAAAGUCUAGGAUUCUGUUGUUGUUCUGUUCUUGUGCUUUUGUUUGUAAUGCUUAAAUGGAGUGAUGGAUAUUGCUGUUCGUGAAUGGAGGGAUGCAGGGAUGCAUAUUUUUUCUGGAGAUUAGAUUGAGGUGCCCCCUUCCCCCCUUCCCCCAUUAGCACUGUGUUGAGAUGUUCUUUUUUUUUUGGUGAAUAGUGGGUUGAGAUGGUUGGGUUAGGUCCAAUUGGGUUGGGUCCAAUUGGGUUGGGAUUUAAAAAAAUGGUGGUCUUCGAUUGUUUUAAAAGCAUUUUCAGUGGUUUGGUGGAUUUUGUUAACUCAGUGAAUAGAUCUAGUACUGCAACUCAGUGGAUUUGGUGGAUUAUUUAUUUUAAUUUGUUACGGUGAGGUCUUAAAAAUGGUUGAUAGGUUGCAUUGUCAGGUUCAUACCCAGCCUUCACACGCAUUGUAAGCGUGUUCGUUCCUUAAUGGCCCUGGCCUGCACAUUUCAGUGUUUCAUGUUUAACUGAGACGCGGGCCCCAUACAUCAGUCACCUUUUAAGUAAAAGUAUAACCAUUCGUGGCAUAGUGGAGGUAAUAGCGCCGUAAUGCUAUUGGUACGGUUCAGAAAAGUGACAGUAUAGGUCGAUAAAAGUUAAUUAAUAAUUAGUUAAAUGGUCCAAGGGUCAACAAUAUAGUUCUGAUGCAAUGGAAUGGGAGGGAAAUUGAAUUUCCCAAUCCGUUGAUAGUUAGGUUUUUUGUUAUUUCAAGUUGGUGGGAGUUACCAGAUUUUCAUAAGAAUGGGUAUAAGCAAGUCAUGUCACUUUCAUAACACAUGUGUUCAGAGUAGACAAUGUACACAAUGUCCAGUUGUUGAAGUCUUUGGACUUACUCCAUGUCCCUCACUUUAGUCUAAACCCUAAAACCCUGAAAACCACUUUACCUCGUACGAAAGUAAAGUUCUUCCCCUGUGUGUAAAAGUUGAAAGGGUUGAAGACAUGGAAGUUGGAAAAAUGGCUGAUGAUGAAAGUAGCCUGAACACUCCAUUGGAUGGAGGUGAAGUGAGCUUGGAUACGUUUACACAGGAGGGACAUGCCGGUGUAACGCCACCUCCUGAGAAUAUUGAUGCAAGGCUUUUGUGUAGGGAAGUGAAAGAGAUCGGUGACGUGGUGAAAACCCUAGCUAGUACAGUCAAUGCCGCGCUGUUGAACUUCAAGGAUGUUGACAACCGUAUACAAGAACUUCACAGUGCUCAAACCAUGAUUGUUGCUACGUUGGAGGUUUUCCAAAAAAAAUUCCCACUGUCUGAGAUACCCUGCGACGCAAAAUUUGUGCCAAGAACUGGAGGUGGUAGCAAGGGGGAAGUCGAUGGAAUUGAUGAGCGGAAAAAACGUGUCAAAAAGGAGAAAGGCAAAUGUUCAAAUGGAGGUGGUAGCACGGGGAAUGUAGAUGGAAAUCACGAGUCAAAAAAACGAUGCAAGAAGGGGAAAGGAAAAGCUUCUUAUCUUCCAAAUGACAUUAUGAAUAUUGAGUUUGACAUUAGUGUGGAUCAGGAUGCUAUUGAAAAGAAGGGAGCAAGUGUACUGAAAGCUCUGACUUGCCAGCUAAACAACCCCACCAAUGUCCACAACCUUUUAUCUCCACUGUGAACAUACCCGGGGCAGCAAAUAAAGCGAAGGCCACAAUGAAUCCACGAUUUUGCAAAACCUUGCGCGGUGUGACUUCUGUAGAGGGCAUUGUUGGAGCAUUUGGUAGGCAAGAGCAUGAGAAGUCUUGCAAAAAAGCAAGUCCUACUCCGGUGACAACCAAAAGAAAAUCUAAACUCCGUAAGGUUGAUGAUGCUAUUCCAAAAUCCACAGAAGUGAAAACUUCCAGCUCCACUGACCCGAUAUCAAAGAAGGUCAUUGAAACUGACCUAAACAUUGCUCAUGCACCUUCUCCUGCGGUGGCCAAGGGUGGUAAGAGUUUGUUUGUGCCUGAAAAAAAAAUGAGCUUGUAUGAGACUCAAGUUGCUGCCUACUUGUUUGAAGAGGGUAAAGACCCAGAGGAGGUUUUGGUUCGCAUGGAUGACAUGAGUGCUUCCAGGAAUGACUUUUACUGCUUGAUGCCAGGCCAUCCAAUUAGUCAAAAGAUGAUGAAUUUAGUUGCUAAGAAGAUCACAUUAUCCCAAUCCUAUCAUAUUGCUGAGACUGUAUGGUGUCUGCCCCCAUCUUUUGUGGAUAAUGUUCAGAGUGGGAAAUGUAUUGCUGACCUGUGUGAGCUCUACCUCAAGGGGUGGAUGAAACCAUUUGAAACACUUAAAUACAUUUAUGUGCCCAUAAAAAACGAGGGUGAGCACUGGUAUUUGAUGGUUAUAUCACUCAGUGAGAGUGCCGUGUAUUACUUUGACCAUGACGUGAAUGCUGAAGACAAGAUCAUAAGAAAUGCAACGAUGCGGACAUUGUGUGAUGUUAUUGUUCAAAUGAUGGCCUCUUCUGAGCAACAUGAGACUGAUUUCUUUAGGAAGAUGGUGACUUGCAAAGCAUGGCAAUUGAAGUAAGCAACGGGAAUACCAAACACUAAGACAAGUGAAAACUCUGCGGUGUGGGUGUUAUCCUGGCUGGAGAUGGAAUCUGGCUUUCAGCACAAUAAAACUGGAGUGCUGCUUCAACCGUUCAUGGUGGAGAUCAAGCGCGUCAGCGAUGCAAAUGCGGAGAAUUUCUGAAGACCUACAGAUCUGGAACCAACAAAAAUCCAGGAAAAUGGUUUCUUCGGUGUCGAUAUUGGAAGAGCGCUGGGGAUUGUGGGUAUUUCAAGUGGAUUGAUGUCGACGAGGUUGGUUCAACUUCGGCAGCAACUCCAGCCGUACCUAUCUCUUCCACAAUCCCUACUUCAGUCUCCACAAAUGGUCCGUGUAGUUGCUCAGGCAUAGCAAUCGACAAAUUGACCAGGAAGAUUGAAGAGGCAGAAAAGAAGUUAGAUGAAGAAAGGAAGAUUAUGAAGCAAAAGAAUCUCCUGUUGAUAAUUUCAUGGACCUUUAAUGUGAUUUUGUUUCAGCAAUUGUUCUUUAAGUGGUAUUAAUUAUUUUAUAUUUCUGUCCUCAUCGUCUAACGCAUUCGAAUGUACAAUAUGACUGGGUUUGAACCUUUCUUCAAUGUCGUUAAUUUGUUCAUAUUCUGGAUUCUUGUUCCAUGUA